This is a messenger RNA of Rotaria sordida, 1122 nucleotides long. NCBI's taxonomy places the organism in Eukaryota, Metazoa, Rotifera, Eurotatoria, Philodinida, Philodinidae. The record is from the annotation of a GenBank genome assembly.
AUGAUGUUGAAUCAAACGGCACCACCUUCACAACAACAACAAACAAUUUAUAUGUCAAAUUCAAAUGUAACAGAUAAUCAAAUGAUGAAUACAUCUUCAAAUUCAUCAUCAACAAAUAUGACAAUGAAUUCUAUUCAAUCAAAUUUAUUUAAUCAUCAAAUAAAUGCUUAUAAAUAUCUUAUACGUAAUCAAACUAUACCUGAACAACAUCUUAUAGCUAUUAAACGUAGUCAACAACCACAACAACAAUUUUAUCCACCAAAUGCUGUUAUUACAAAACAAUCAUCUAGUCCAACAGUUGAUACUCGUUAUAAUUCAUCAAUUAAUACAACUACAAAACCACCAAUAAAUAAUGGUACAAAUUUACGUUUUCAAACACAACAAAAUUAUUAUUCACCAUCUGUUCAAGUUAAUGGAAAUUCAAAUAUAAAUUAUCAAACAGGAACUGUUCAAACAUCAACAAAUAUUAUUAAUCAAACACCAUCAACAACUGAGAAUGUUUUAACAAAUGUAUCACUUCCUUCAACUAAUACAACAACAGCAGCAACAACAACAACAUCAUCAACAUUAUCAUCAACAACAAAUCGUAUGAAUAAUCUUCGUUUAACACCAAUACAAAAACCAACUGGUCUUGAUAUACAAGAAAUUCUUGUUGAACGUGAUCUUCGUAUACAACAUAAUAUAGUUAUACGUAUAAGUGAACUUGAAAAACUUCUACCAACAUUAAUACAAGAUGAUUUACGAAUGAGAGCUAUGAUUGAACUUAAAGCACUUAAAUUAUUAAAUUUUCAAAGACAGCUUCGCACUGAAGUAGUAACAUGUAUGCGUUUGGACUCAAGUCUUGAAACCGGUAAUAAUCCACGUUUAUAUAAACGUUCAAAACAAUUUGGUAUGCGUGAAGCACGCGCAACAGAAAAAUUAGAAAAACAACAAAAAGCUGAAAUUGAUCGUAAACGUCGUCAAAAACAUCAAGAAUAUUUAACAGCUGUAUUAACAGUUGCACGUGAAUUUAAAGAAUUUCAUAAAUCUGUACAAUUAAAAACAAAUAAAUUAGCACGUUCAAUAUUAUCAUGGCAUCAAAAUACAGAACGUGAACAAAAAAAAAGAACAAGAAAAACGUGA